ACUAUCCGUUGGCACUCCGCUGGGAACUCAUUAAAUAAAACACCUUCAACACUUUGAAUUUUCAAAUCUACUCUACCCUUCAUCUUCUCCGACUUCACUGAUUUGCUUCUCUGUUCAAGUCCACUUCAUCCUUCUUUCCUUUCUUACAACGCUAACGGGGGAAGUGGAUUUUCCCAAUUAAUUUCUGAGAUCCAAAGAUGAACGACCUCAUGACCAAGUCAUUCACCAACUACGUAGAUCUGAAGAAAGCAGCGAUGAAAGACGUUGAUCUCGAAGCAGGUCACCCUCCUCGUCCUUCAUCCGAUGUGGAACUAAGCUUAAGAUCUUCAAUGGACACUGACAUGGGUCUCUUCCUGCAAGAAGCAGAGCGAGUGAGAACCGAAAUCGGCGAUCUCCGUGAAAUUCUCGGAAAGCUCCAACAAGCCAACGAAGAGAGCAAGUCCCUUCACAAACCGGAAGCCCUGAAAUCGCUCCAAACCAGAAUCAACACCGACAUUGUGACCCUCCUGAAGAAGGCGAGGGUGAUCAGGACCCAGCUCGAAGAGAUGGACCGCGCCAACGACGCUAACAGAAGGCUCUCAGGGCUCAAAGAUGGGACGCCGGCGAUUUACCGGACGCGAAUUGCGGUGACGAAUGGGCUGAGGAAGAAACUGAAGGAGCUGAUGAUGGAGUUUCAAGGGCUGAGGCAGAGGAUGAUGAGUGAGUACAGGGAAACUGUUGGGAGAAGGUAUUUCACUGUGACAGGGGAAAAUCCAGAUGAAGAGGUGAUUGAGAAGAUCAUUUCGAACGGUGAUGAAGGAGGGUUUAUGUUUUUGGGGAAGGCGGUGGAGGAGCACGGCAGAGGGAAGGUUCUGGAAACUGUGGCGGAGAUACAGGACCGGCACGAGGGCGCAAAGGAGGUGGAGAAGAGUUUGUUAGAGCUGCAUCAGGUGUUUCUGGACAUGGCGGUGAUGGUGGAGGCGCAGGGGGAGAAGAUGGAUGACAUUGAGCACCACGUGCUUCAUUCUUCUCACUAUGUGAAGGAUGGAACGAAGAACCUUCAGACAGCAAAGAUGUACCAGAAGAGCAGCAGGAAGUGGAUGUGUAUUGGGAUUAUCAUUCUUCUCAUCCUCAUUCUGGUUAUUGUCAUCCCCAUCGUUACCAGUCUCACCAGUUCUUGAAUGAAAACCAUUUUCAAAUGUUUGGAUUGUUUUAUUUCUGAGUUUUAAUUUGUACGACUCAUCGUCGUUUCGAUUUCCAAUUUGUUUAGAAGAUCCUUAAUGUGAAUUUCCAAAUUUCAAUUUUAAUUUACAGGGUAGAAAAUCCGUGACAUUUGUUAUUUGUAAUGCAACCUUGUAAGCCAUUCGCAUUGUAACCCUGUUGCAGUAGAUGAUUGCUCUUCUUUA
Molecule: messenger RNA, 1385 nt
Organism: Lotus japonicus
Lineage: Eukaryota; Viridiplantae; Streptophyta; Magnoliopsida; Fabales; Fabaceae
Product: syntaxin-related protein KNOLLE
Exons: 2
Coding region: 198-1160 (320 amino acids)
Biological process (GO): vesicle fusion; intracellular protein transport; exocytosis
Cellular component (GO): SNARE complex; endomembrane system; plasma membrane
Molecular function (GO): SNARE binding; SNAP receptor activity
Source: RefSeq, a predicted model, not a curated record